AUCAUAACGGUCGAAUAACAUCAUGUGGUUUACAUACUCUGGUAGCGAGCACUUUGCUUAUCUACAUGGUAGUGUUUGGAAUUAUACGAUGGGCAUAUUUGCGAAAUAAACCGAAACGCGACAACUCCUACUUUGUUCAUGAUGAAGAUGAAGAUAUUGAUCACACGCGUCCGGAAUAUAUUGGAUAUCCGGAUUCUUUCAAAAGUAUAGUAAAUACUAUACAUGUUUUAGUGGGUGUAUUAGCAAUUUUAAACGCAUUGCAUAUUAUGUUUAUAUUUGCUGAAAAAGAACUUGUCGAGACAAGUAUACCGUCUUAUCUUAUCACUUCAGCACUCUUAAGAUUAGUUGCAUGGAUAUCAAAUUAUAGUUUUGUAGCGUGCGAAAGAAAUGAAGGUCAAAGAUGGAGUUAUUUUACUCAAGGAUAUUGGUAUUUGGCCUUUGUUCUAUCAAACUUUGAGCUUUAUAAUCGCUUAAUGUAUAUUACAAAUCCGCAUGAUGAUGAUGAUCAAAUUGAUUGGGCCCAGAGCUGGAUCUUAAUGUCAAUUUACCUUAUUCAAUAUGCGAUUCAUUUAAUAUUGGUUCUGUUUGCUAUUACAUUAACUUUCCUUUGGAGACGUUCUAAUGAAGCUAAUGGAUAUAGUGAUUUAAACUAUCAUAGUAAUCAUUAUAUGCCCGUAGAUGAUGAUACAACAACAAUAAAUGAAGAUAUUGAUACCCCAUCUGCAGAUGCAGAUGUUGAAAGUCCGCUUCUAACAUCAAAGUUUCUAAAUCCUAUUUCAAUGGCAGAUGAUCCUAAAUAUGCUCCACCAAAAAAAAUUGGCGAAUUUUUAUCAAAAUCGAAAAAAUUAUUACCAUUUGUGUGGCCAUCACAUGAUAUGAAAUUACAAAUCCUGAUCCUUAUUUGUAUAUUACUCUUGGUCGCCGGUCGAAUUGUAAAUGUGUUAUUGCCUUACCAGAAUAAAGUAUUAGUCGAGGGUUUGAAAAGUGGAGAAUUUGUUUGGAAAGAAAUAUUAUUUUUUGUUGGGCUUAGGUUCUUACAAGGAAAUGUAGGUCUAAUAAGCACGUUACAAAACUUCUUGUGGAUUCCUGUUGGUCAGUUCACAACGCGUGAAAUCUCUGUCAAAAUGUUUGAACACUUGUUAAACCUUUCUUUGAGAUUUCACCUGAACCGUAAAACUGGAGAAAUAUUAAGGGUUCAAGACCGUGGUGUUUCCUCAAUUGUAUCAAUCCUUUCAUCGGUUCUUUUUGAUGUCAUCCCUACGCUUGUUGACAUAGCAAUUGCCGUGGUUUACUUUACAUAUGCUUUUGACAUUUUCUUUGGAAUGAUCGUGUUUAUGACUAUGUCUUUAUAUUUAGUAUCUACUAUUAUCAUGACAGAGUGGAGAACUAAAUAUAGAAGACUAACAAAUCUGUUGGACAAUGCUAUGGAAGGGAAGGCAGUCGAUUCAUUAUUAAAUUAUGAAACUGUCAAGUUAUAUGCCGCAGAACCAUUUGAAGUUAAACAAUAUUCGGAUGCGAUUCGAUCUUAUCAACUCGCUGACCAAAAGUCCAAUGUAACUUUGUAUAUACUUAAUACGACUCAAAACGUUGUAAUUCAGUUGGGACUCUUGGCUGGUUGCCUCUUAUGCGCUUCACGAGUGAGAAGGGGUGAAAUGAGCGUAGGAGAUUUUAUCAUGUAUUUGACCUAUAUUAUACAAUUAUAUGGGCCACUUAAUUGGUUUGGAAAUUAUUAUCGAGUAAUUCAGAAAAAUUUUGUAGAUAUGGAGAAGAUGCUUGAUUUACUCCAAGAACUUCCAGAAGUUAAAGAUUUGCCUCAUGCAGAAUCUUUAAAUGUUCAGAAAGGAGAAGUUGUCUUUGACAAUGUAUCUUUCCAUUAUGAUCCGAGAGUUCCAACUCUUACAAACAUUUCUUUUGCUAUUCCAAGUGGUUCUACCGUAGCUUUAGUUGGCCCAUCUGGUGGCGGGAAAUCGACAAUACUUCGUCUCUUAUUUAGGUUUUACGAUGUGCAAAGUGGUCGUAUUCUUGUUGACGGACAAGAUAUCAGACACGUUCGACAAAGGGAUUUAAGAAGUUGUAUUGGAAUCGUACCUCAAGAUACAGUAUUAUUCAAUGAUACAAUAAGAUAUAAUAUUCGUUAUGGUAAAAUGGGUGCGACUGAUAAGCAAGUGGAAGAAGCUGCAGAGGCAGCUCAAAUUCAUGAUAAAAUUUUAGGUUUCCCUGAAGGCUAUGAUACCAAAGUUGGUGAAAGGGGAUUGAGACUAAGUGGUGGAGAGAAGCAAAGAGUCGCAAUUGCAAGAACAUUGCUAAAGAACCCACAAAUAGUGUUACUUGAUGAAGCGACGUCUGCUCUUGAUACUCAUACCGAGAGGCAUAUACAAAAAUCAUUACGUCGGAUGACUGUUAAUCGAACAACAUUGAUAAUUGCUCAUCGCCUUUCAACAAUUGUACACGCUGACCAAAUCCUCGUACUACAGGGUGGCGAAAUCGUUGAAAGAGGAUCUCACUUGGAGUUAAUGCAUAAAGAAGGAGUGUAUCAUAAACUAUGGAAUAAACAAUUAAAACAUCACGAAAAGAUGAAAAGGGAGGCAGAGAAUAAACAACGCCUUGCUGCAUCCGCUUCGACAGCCGCAGCAAGUGUAGCAACUUCCGCUGGAGUUAGUAACAUUGUUAACAAGUUUAAGAGGGUAGAGGAAGAAGGUGAAGAGUCUAGUUCAAACAUGAGUAUAACAGAACAACAUAAUAAUGUGAUAACAAGCCCUAAUACUACACUUCGACGAGGUUUAGCAAGUUUUGCUGAUGAAGGUGCAGACGGGGAUGAUGAAAGACAAACUACCACGGCUCAUGAAAGUAGUGAUGACGAAGGCGAGGAAGUCGAAGAAGUUGAUGAAGAUCAAUAA
This is a messenger RNA of Funneliformis caledonium, 2897 nucleotides long. NCBI's taxonomy places the organism in Eukaryota, Fungi, Glomeromycota, Glomeromycetes, Glomerales, Glomeraceae. The record is from the annotation of a GenBank genome assembly.